Eucalyptus grandis is the source of this 1864-nucleotide messenger RNA. RefSeq names its product zinc finger CCCH domain-containing protein 13. Gene Ontology annotation, molecular function: metal ion binding. NCBI's taxonomy places the organism in Eukaryota, Viridiplantae, Streptophyta, Magnoliopsida, Myrtales, Myrtaceae. The transcript has 12 exons. The record is from RefSeq and is a predicted model, not a curated record. The coding region runs from base 323 to 1276 and encodes 317 amino acids.
GGGCUUAGGGUUCCCUUCUUCCGUGGAAACCCAAAGCCGAAGACGCCAUUUUCAGACGCGUACGAGCGACCUUCUCCUCCUCUUUCCUUCCUUCCUUCCUUCCUUCUUCGGCGUGCGCUUGUGUCGGCGGCGAUCGGCGGCGCUCCAUUUCGAUCCUUCAGGGAUUCGCGAUCUCAGCCGUCCGAAUCCUGCUCGAAAGCUCGCGGGAGCUUCGGAAUUGCUCGCCCUCCUCCCCGAUUUUCGCGAUCGGUUCUGUGUAUUCGGCCUCCGGUUCGUUUGAUUUUUUCCAGGGAGUUCCGACCGGUCCGAGUCGCGGCUCACGAUGGUGGAUAGGAAGCUGUUCAAGACGAAGCUGUGCGUCUUGUACCAGAGAGGUCACUGCAACAGGCAGAGUUGCUCGUUCGCUCACGGGCAAGCGGAGCUCCGGCGAUUCGUCGGCGGCCCCACUACUGGUAGGAGGGACUACCGAGGUGGUGAUUUGAGGAAUAAAAUUGGCAGAAGGUAUUCUCCUCGGAGGAGGUAUUCGCCGGGAAAAGAUGCAAGAGCUCGCCAUGGAUUUCAUGGAUACAGCCCUUCAAGGUCCCCUGAGGAAAAUAGUGACAGAAAGCGCAGGAAGAAGCAGCAUUUGGAUGGUCAAAGUGACGCUUCAGAUCUCAAUCUUCCGGAGGAGGCUGAAGAUCGAGAAAUAGUAGGGAAAUCUACAUCGUCCCAGUCCAAGUUUGCUCUUCUGGAUCAGUUAAAGCAGGUAAGGUCAGAUAUCAACAUGCUGAAGCACCACAAGAAUCAGCAAGAGAUGUACCUGGAAGAACAACUUCAAGAGGCAGAUAGUCUAUCCUCUAAAAUUCAGGAGCUUGAAGAUCAGUUGCACAAAGAAAAGAAAGAGUGCAAAAGGAUCACAUCAAAGAUCAAGAAAUUCGUCAAAGCGCAUCAGCGAUAUUCACGAUCACAAGAUGAACUGAAAAGAUCAGAACUCCAACUCCACAAUCUGGGAGAUCAGCUUGGCAUGGAUGCUAUUGGUGUUGGAAACAAUGAAGAGGACUCGAGUGUCAACAUCGUCAGUGAUGGAGAGCCUACUGGGAAUUAUGUUGCUAGCCCAAAGAGUAGAUUAAAGUAUUCACAGGGGAAAGCAUAUCCUCAAGUGAAUGAUGACAAAGAUGAAGAGGGAAUGGACAAAAGAAUGGUCCUAAGCAAGCUGAUGAAGGCAAGAGUAAGAGAGAGAAAGCUGUAUCUUCUAGCAUUUCUUCAGCAGAGAAGGUUCUGCCUAAAGGACCUUUGAUUGGGAUGACACUACCACCAACAGGCAUGGCUGCUCAUGCUAUUGAUGAACUUGCUGAUAUUGAAGAAGAGAACAUUGAAUUAACUGAGCUUGCUUCAGCAGGAAAUGAGGUGGCUGUAUCAAAAGGCUUUCCUUCAUCAAUACAGUCAGUGCCCAGUGUUCACAAGAAUUCUUUUUCUCAGUAUAAGCAUAAUAGUGAGAACGUGGACUUGAAGGGGCUGGGGGAGGAGACAGUGAACGUGGAUAAUGUGUAGGAUCAUCCCAUGCCUUAGAUACGAUUUAUUAUCUUUGUGAGAUUCUGCGAGCCUUACAUUUUCGGGGGACCUGGCUUGUGUACAGCAUUUAGUUAGUGGGAUGUACUCCUCUUAUAUGUACCUUCUUACUAUUCUCAGUAGCAUUGGAAACUGGAAACAUGAUGAACUGUAGUCCUCCUUUGAUCAAAGACGUUGUAACUUGUGUCACUUGCCAAAUCGUGUUAGGCUACCUUUUAUCCUCCUAUGUACAUAGGGUGAAAUCUCGUUGAAACAUCUUGAUGUGUUAGCCAAGAUGACUUAAAUAUGAUGAACUGUAAGUCCUCCUUUGAUCAAA